AUGACUUCGGUGUGGAAAAGGCUACAGCGCGUAGGCAAAAAGGCUUCAAAGUUUCAGUUUGUCGCUUCUUAUCAGGAACUUGUUUUGGAGUGCACCAAGAAAUGGCAACCAGACAAGCUAAGGGUGGUGUGGACCAGGAGGAACAGGCGCAUGUGCUCCAAGCUCCAUGGCUGGCAGCCUGGAAUCAAGAACCCCUACAGGGGCAUGGUGGUGUGGCCCGUCCCAGAAAACGUCGACAUCUCUGUCACUCUCUUCAAGGAGCCCAAUGCAGAUGAGUUUGAGGACAAAGAAUGGACAUUUGUCAUUGAGGCUGAGAACAAGGGUCACCGGAAGGUCCUGGCGUCUGCUGACAUCAACCUGAAAAGUUUUGCCAGUCCCACAAUGAGCCAGACGGACCUGACCCUGAACCUGAAGCCGCUCUCUGUCAAAGUGGUGGAAGCCACGCUCAAGCUGUCGCUGUCGUGUGUGUUUGUCCGUGAAGGAAAAGCCACUGAUGAAGACAUGCAGAGUCUCGCCAGCUUGAUGAGCGUCAAACCCACAGACAUCGGGAACCUGGACGACUUCAAUGAAAGCGACGAGGAUGAGGACAAGAAGUCUGUGACUGCUUCAGAGCAGAGGAGGUGUGAAGAGGAGCGCUGUCUGUCUUGUCUGCGUCUGCCUGUCGCUCAGUCCACUCUCGUCCUCCUCUACCCAUUGCCCCUCAGCCCUCACCCCGUCGCUCCCGACAUGCUGCCCCCGGUGGCUCUGUCCAAUCAGAACCUUACCUUAGCCCCUCUCCUCAGCCCUCACCUAGAUCCAAGCAUAAAAAAACAACCAAUACUGCUGUCUCCGAGUCUUCGGCUGUUUCUGAUCCUCCAAAGAUCCAGUGUGACCCACAAGCCCAUCUCUAUCACCACAAAGCCCCCCCCAACCAAAACUUCCUCUCCACAAAAACUCAUUCAGUCCUCUGAAUCUCCAUCUGCUCACCCAUCCGUCACCUGGACCAUCUCUCAGCCUCCCUCUCUGCCCCGAAUCUUCCAGUCAGGCUCAGCCAAAGGUACCAAGAGCCUGGCCGCUCCAUACCAGCAGCGCCCCCCAGAGGUUCCCAGUGCAGAUGAUUCUGCCUCAGUCUCUGGUUCCUCUCACAUUUUCAGACCUCAGGUUGUUAAAUCCUUUGCCCGGCCCACCUCUCCCUCUCCUUUUUCUGCUGAUGCUGCUCAGCUUGCACAAACACCACCUGUCCCUAAGUCUUCCACUUCUAGAUCAGAGCCAGGCACUCAGGGGGUGAAGCUCCCUCCUGACUUUUUAACAGGUGGCGACAUCACCCCAGUCCCUCUGUUGACUAGUCCAGAUCUUGAUGCUCUCUGGGAACCAGAGACUUCAGCCUCUUCCACUACCCUUCCACUCGCUGCUUCCUCCCCCAGCUCUUCUCUUCCCACCCAUACCCAAACUUUCCUCUCCUCCCCUAUCUCUGUCACUCAUCCUUCUGCUCCUCCUGCUCAGAUCAGCUCCUCUCAGUCAGGCUCAACACCGUACCUCUCUCAGCUGAAUAAAGAGACAACUUUAAGCCCUGCGAGCCAAGGCAAAGGUUCUUCUCCAAAUGGCCAGGCAGUGACAAACAGCAGAAUACCUAACCAGCCAGUCAAAGCAGCCCUGGAUUCAAAGGUGGCCUUCACAGAAAAGAAAGCGGGAUCAGGAAAGAUAAGUCCUGCCCAGUCCCGCUCAGAGCUGAUAAUAGCCCCGCCCCCUCCUUGGCCUUUCUCCUGCUGUGAGCAGUCCAACACAGCACAGUCCUCCACCACUGUCGUGGCAGCUUUUAUCACCCAUAAGCUGCCAAAAGUUGCGGGGCAAACCGAUAGGAACAAGCCCACCAAUGAGAGUGUUAAGAGUCCUGAUAAGGUCCAAAAGGUGCCCCUGGCAAAGCCUGAGCCUGACUUUGAUGACAUCAAUAAUGAGUCACUUAACCAAAGUCAAGAAUCAGGGGGCUUGUUUCUGGAAGAGGAUGACUCAAAGCGUGAUACUAUCAAACGGUGUCCACCAGGUCUUGAACAGAAAACCAGUGAGGAAAAAGCAUCACUGACAAAGCAGUUAGAGGGAGCUGCGGUGGGGAAGGAGCAGGGGAGGCAGAGGGAGUCAGACAUUCACGGUGAACAAGUGGAGGAGCGGAAGAAGAAAGAGGAGGACCAAAAAGAGAUGCUCUUGAAGCAGGAGGAGAAGAAGAAACAUGAGGAAGAGAAGAAGAGACUGCUGGAAGAGGAGAAGCGGAGACUCUUACAGGAGGAGGAAGAGGUGAAGAGAGAGAAAGAAAGAAGGAAACGUGAAGAGGAAAGACUUCUGAAGGAGAAGAGGGAAAAACAAGAGCGACUGAGGGAGGAGGAGGAAAGGAGAAAGAGGGAAGCAGACGAGAGGAAUAAAGAAGAAGAGAGGAAGAUCCUGGAGCAAAAGAAAGAAAAGGAAAAGAUCCAGAGGGAAGAGGAGAAAAGACUGGAGAGAGAAAAACUCAUGGAGAAAAUGAAAGAGGAGGAGAGAAUGUUACUGGAGAAAAAAAUGCUGGAAGAGCAAAGAAAGAGGAGGGAGGAUGAGAAAAAGAGGCUGUUGGAGGAGGAAGAGAGGAAGAAGAUGGAGGAAAGAAAAUUGAAAGAGGCCAAAGAGAAGGAACAACAAAAAAUGAUAGAGGAGGAAAAGAGAAGAAAGCAGGAAGAGGAGGAAAGAAACAAACUUGAGAAAGAGAAAGAGAAGAUGAAGAGAGAUGAGGAGGAGAGAAGACAAGAACAAGAAAGAAAGAGGAGGGCAGAUGAAGAAAAAAAGAGAGCGGAAGAGGAAGAGAGAAAAAGGGCCAAAGAGGUGGAAGAAAGAAGAAAGAGGGAGGAGGAUGAAAGACAAAAAGAGAAAAAGAGAAAGGAUAAGGAGGAUAAGAGAAAAGAAGAGGAGAGAAAAAGGCUGGCGGAUGAAGAGACUAAGCGUAGGCAAGAUGAGGAAAUAAGAAUCAAAGAAGAGAACGAGAGAAGAAAAAAAGAACUGGAAGAAAAGCAAAAGAAGGAGAAACUUUUAAAAGAAGAGAGAGAUAGAAUCGCUAAAAACAAAAAGGAAGAGGAGGAGAAAAAGCGCAAAGAAGAUGAGAGGAGAGAGCGACUCUUAAAGGAUCAGAAGGAAAAGGAGAAGCAGAAGGAGGAGGAGGAGGAGAGGAAGAAGAAACAAGACGAAGAGAAGAAAAGGAGGGAGGAGGAGGAGAAAAAGAAAGCAGUCAGGAGACUGAAGGAAGAAGAGGACAGGAAAAAGAAAGAGGUAGAAAGCAAAAUAAAGGAGAAGGAGGUGGCGGAGAGCAGAAGAACCAGAGAAGAAGAGGAUCACAAUGCUCUGGUGUGCAGAGUCGAGGUCAACAAGUCAGAUGAAGACAAGGAGAGGAUGAGGACUGCUGCUCCUCCCAGUUUAGACUCACAAGCCCUUCUCAGAGAUGCAACUCAGACUCUGGUUCCCGCUCCACACUUCCCCCCACUGGUCAAAUCUAAUCCUGCAGCCGAGCAGCUGCCCCCACAAUUACCCAGCCAAUCACAGGACAGACAGCUGACCAGCCCAGCAGCAAAUAAACCAAACUCUGCCUCCAAUCAGCGCUCACCCUCGGAAGAUGUUGCUGAUGGGGACGCCCCUGUGAGACAGGAGAAGCAACCGGAAACAGCAAAGGAUUCAGAUAAACAUAUAAAACCAUCGGCCACUCACACCGUCUCACCACCUGUUCAAGGGGAGCCCAAAGAGCCGGAGAAACCCACCGUUCAGACACCAGCCUCUUUCAAGCCUCCCCCCGAACCCGCUGGCGAGCCGACCACUGUGUCGCUGGAGCCACAGCUCCCCUCAAAACCAGAACCAGAGCCUCAGCUGGAACAAGAUCCUCAGCCGCAAGGCGAACUGCAGAUGGCGGGUACAGCCGAGCAGAAAGGAGAUGAUGUUAUGGUUGGCGAUCAGAAGAGUUUAAUGGGCAAAGCGAAGCCGCUGUGCGAUGCAGAGAAGCAGCUGUGGGCAUCUGUGGAGGAGACCACAGCGGAGAUGGCGGCAGAACAGGAGAUGGAAACUAGCAAAAGCACGGAGGACAAGGAGGAGAAGCAGAAAGAGGAGGAGAGUGUGAUAGGGGGUGCACAGACAGAGGCAGGUGUGUGUGCUGCAGAGCAGCAGAAGGAGGCGCCUGCUGGCUUCAUGUCAGCAGUAGCUGGGGUGUUGUACAGAGGCUACGAGACAGUGACCUCCUUCCUGCACACAACUGGAUCACAUGACACUGGUCAUCCACAGCCCUCUGCAGACCAACAAUGCCCACUUACAGCUAAUGAAAACCAGCCAUGUUUACAUGAAGUAGAGGCAGAGAUUAUUUCUUCCGCAGAGCCAAAUAACGAGCCACCCAGUAUCACCAGCAUGGACAUUUCACCCCCAAAGGCUUUCUCUGACACAGCAGAAAGUCAGGCAUUAACUGAGGAUAAGGUUUCCGAGAAGUCACAGAUAUCAGGCAAGACAUCUGGACUCAGUUUUGUGGCAAGUUUGCGACUAGCAGCCACUGAGCAGGAGAAGGAGAGAGAAGAGGAGAGAGAAAUGAUGGAAAAAGUUGAGAAGGAGGAAAAAGACAAGAAAGAAAGGGAAGAGAUGGAGAACGAGAAAGAAAGGCUGGAGAGGGAAGAGGAAGAGGAAAGAAAGAGGCUCGAAAAAAAGAAGGAGGAGCGGGAGAACAGGCAUAAGGAGGAGAAGGAAAAGAUGAGGGAAAUUCAACUACAGAGAGAGAAAACUAGUGAAGAAGAGAAGGAACUGGGCAAGGAAGUCAAUGGGGGGGAAAGAAAAGUUAUGGAAAAUAAAAAGAAGAAAAAGGUGGAGGAGAAAGGUGAGGGAGAGACGCCAACUUGGAUGAGGGAAAAGUACUCAGGUCUGUCAUCAGCGUCGACCAAUCAGAAUGUGAGUGGCAGCCAGCAGAGCACCUGUCCUCCACUGAGGGAGGCAGAGCUGGAUGAGAUUGCGUACGAUGAGAUGAUACAGGGUAAAAGCGACGACUGCAAGUCUGAUCCCGAGCUAGUGGGUCCCGCCAGGCCUAACCCUGAGAGCUCUGUCUGUGAGGAUAAGAAAACCCUGAGUCGUCCUGGUCAGAGGUCAGUUCAAAUAGCUGCCUCCAGCCUUAAGCAGGAUGCUGUCCCGGUGUUGCUGAGAAGGGAUGAGGAAGAGGAAGUAGAGUUUGAGAGAGGACAUGAAGACCUUGGCUCCAUCUGGCUGGCUGAGCUGUACAUGGAGGGGGAAGCAGGCCUGGGCCGCCCAUCUCCCUCUACUGCUCAGAAGCCCUUUUCACUCCCCCGCAGUGAACAAACUAUUUGUCAGAGCUCUGAUGCCAGUCAGCCAAAUAAACUUGAACUUCCUGAGACCAGUCAGACUAACAGUCCACAUCCCAACGCCCCUUUGGUGUCUCAAAAGGAGGAAGCAUUCCUCACAAAGACAGGUCACGCUCUGGGGGCUGCAUCCAAAGAGGAUGGAGAGUUUGAUCUAUCGUCUGUUGUGCCGUGGCCCCUCCCACCAAACACACACGCUCCAAGCAUAGACCGUGACUCCAAAUGCGCAGAGACACACUCUGAUACGAACACCAGUGAGAUGCCUGACCACACAAAGGUAGCCACACACUCACAAGAGAGUCUUGAAACGAGGCCUGACAAUGACGAGAGUUCCUCCGUUUUAAAGAAAAACGCCAGCACCUCAAACGCUGACUCAAAUGUCCACCACAGCCCCUCCAGAGACCAGCAGCUACAAGAAGAGGAGCGGUUCCUAUUAGCUAAACUCUGCCAGAUGUCAGGGGACACAUCCCCUGUCUGUGAGCCCCGUGGCAUGAAACGUCUCAUUCCCAUACCUGAUGACUUUGACUUGGAAACCACAGAGAGUAAAAGCCAAUCAGACACCCCCACGGAUCUUAUUGAUCAUAGUCAGCACGCAGUUGUCCCCUGCAUCGAUGCCCUACAGGAAAUAACUCUAAGUGAGCCAGAAGAGCUACUGGGGAAGGAGGAACUCUCGGAAUUGAAAGCUUUCUUCGUUGCGUUUGAUGGCUUCGAGUCGCUGGGCAUCUCUCGUCUGUUGGAGCCCUCCGACAUGGUUCUUCUGUCCAUCCCCGACAGGCUCAUAGUCAUGACUUACCUCAGCCAGAUCCGCUCACAUUUCACCAACCAGGAGCUGAGCGUGCUGCAGAUAGAGCACAACAGCAGUCAGUCCAGCUACGGCCUCGCCCUCUCCGGUCCCGCCCCCACCGAGGUCGACGCUGCCGCCUUCUGCAUGGCCAGGCUGAAUGAAGGCGUCAGCCUGGAGGAGGGAGGGAGCAGCACCAUUGCCGUUCCACCGCCCAGAACCAAACGAGUAGUUAAAGACGAGUCUAUAACACCAGUGGCCCCCCCAAGAUCGAUCCCCAAAGCACCCAGAUCUGGACAAACACAGGGCAAAGAUACAAAGACUGACUCUUCGCCAGACAACCCAAAUAAAACAGGGCAGCAGAGUGCAGCUGAGACCCAGCCUCCCAAACAAAAUGAGGAAACUAUGGACACCAGCCAGUAUGUCUUAAGUGAAUUGGCAGCGUUGGAAACGGAGCAGAAGCACAUCGACAGCAGAGCUGCGGUGGUGGAGCGCCGCCUGCGGAGCCUCAUGGAAACAGGAAGUGACCGCGAUGAAGAGGAAAGGCUGAUACAGGAGUGGUUUACUUUGGUGAACAAGAAAAACGCUUUGAUUCGCCGGCAGGACAACCUGGAGCUUCUACAAGAGGAACAGGAUCUGGAGAGGAAGUUCGAGCUUCUCACCAGGGAAUUACGGGUCAUGAUGGCUAUCGAAGAUUGGCAGAAGUCGGCCACUCAGCAGCAGAGGGAGCAGCUGCUCCUCCAAGAGCUGGUGUCACUGGUCAACCAACGGGACGAGAUCAUCAGAGACAUCGACGCCAAAGAGAGAGGCGCGCUGGAGGAAGACGAGCGCCUGGAGAGGGGUCUGGAAAUGAGGAGGAGAAAAUACAGCAAUAAAGACAAAUGUGUGUUACAAGACCACCCAAGUGCGAUAAAGCGCCGCUGUGCCAGCGUGCUGCUGGUCUCUGCCCUGUCCCCGGCUCUCCUGAGGGCAUGGAUGCACUGGGCUGACGUCAGCGUUUUCUAUCUAGGGCCAAUAGUUCACUCUGCACUGGACAACCCCGACGGCUUCACGGGGGAACUGCAGGCUGCUCUGGAUGUUCAGCGGUGGAGGCUGUGCGCGCGGGACGCGCUGUGGCUCAGGAACCAGGUGGUGGCGCCGCUGACGGAGGAGCUGGUGUUCAGAGGGGCCAUGCUGCCCAUGCUGCUGCCCUGUGCCGGACCCACGGCGGCCGUCCUCACAGCGCCGCUGUUCUUUGGUGUUGCACAUUUCCACCAUAUCAUAGAACAGCGGCGCCUUGGAAAGGACAGUAUGAGUGUCAUCCUCCUUGUGGCAGGGCUGCAGUUCCUCUACACGACUGUGUUCGGUGCCUUUCCUGCUUUUGUGUUUCUGAGAACUGGUCACCUGGUGGGCCCCGUUUUGUGCCACUGCAACAGUCAGGGCCUGCCGGACGUCGGCUCUGCCCUGCAGCACCCUCAACAGGCGGUCAUCCUCUGCUCGUAUCUGACCGGAGUCCUGCUGUUCCUCCUGCUGCUCUUCCCGCUGACCGACCCCUUUUUCUACGGUGCCAUUCCCGUCUGUAGCCUGGCCACCCCUCCGGAAUCUGUGUGUUAA
Messenger RNA from Menidia menidia (Atlantic silverside), 7704 nucleotides. Lineage: Eukaryota; Metazoa; Chordata; Actinopteri; Atheriniformes; Atherinopsidae. The record is from the annotation of a GenBank genome assembly.